Messenger RNA from Neoarius graeffei (lesser salmon catfish), 3827 nucleotides. It is a transcript of the gene ankle2, whose product is annotated as ankyrin repeat and LEM domain containing 2. Gene Ontology annotation, molecular function: protein phosphatase 2A binding. Gene Ontology annotation, cellular component: endoplasmic reticulum. NCBI's taxonomy places the organism in Eukaryota, Metazoa, Chordata, Actinopteri, Siluriformes, Ariidae. The record is from RefSeq and is a predicted model, not a curated record. The transcript has 13 exons. The coding region runs from base 316 to 2826 and encodes 836 amino acids. Gene Ontology annotation, biological process: negative regulation of phosphorylation.
CACACACACUUAAUUUUUAAUAGCUGGUAGAGAGAAAUGUCUUCAAACACACGGGUAGAAAAGUAGACGUUCUCGCAGCCUGCUGUAAGGAUUAUCUCCACCUGUCCAUGUUUCCUGACACACUGCCAGCCGCACCAUCUGAGAAAACCAUAACAAGCUUCAGCUUGUCCAAACGGAGCUUUUGUCAGAACUGUAGCUGUAACUCUGGGUUCCUCCAGGAACACGUGUAUUUAAUACUGAGGUCAUGUGAGCUGCGUGUGCUGAUGGAAGCAGGGUUCACCUGAACUAAUGCAGUGAUUUCACAGUCCCAGCAGCAUGGAGGCUGCUCUGACCCGGCUCAAGUCUCUGAGUGCUGAUGAGCUCAGAGAGGAGAUCCUCAAAGCCAAUCUGAAGUGCGGCCCCAUCACGGCCACCACACGUGCCGUAUUCGAGCGUAAACUCGCUCGGGCCCUCGUCGAGAACGCCGGACUCUCCUCCGAAUCAUCUGGAGGCUCGUCCGAGACCCUAAGCGCCACCUCGGCCGAAGAGGGGGACGUCGGGUAUCAUCUCGGUCUCAACCCACCUGAGGAGGAGCCGCUGUGCGAGAAGACCGUGUCACCGUCACAACAUGACGCCCGGACACCUAACAAAAUGGCCGAGACCACACCCACAUUCUACUAUGGCGUGUGUCCGCUGUGGGAUGACGUGCUGGCCAGAAACGAAAGGGUUCACGUGUACACGGAUAAGAAGGAGGCUCUGCAGGCCAUGAAGAUGAUGAAGGGCGCUCGCUUCAAACCCUUCUCUACUCGAGAGGACGCUGAGAAGUUUGCCAAGGGACUCUGUGAUUACUUCCCUUCCCCGAGCAAGUGUACCCCCUGCGUGUCACCUGUGAAGACCUCCCUCGUCUUCGGGAAAGACGGCUCAUCUCUGGCAGAGACAGAAGGGAUAAACCGAGAAAAGGCGAACAGCUUUAAGAGUCCUCGUCCUCAGGACCUGACGGCGAGGCUGCGAGUGUGUGUGGAGCGAGGAGAUGAGGUCGCCUUCACCGAGCUCGUGUGGAGCAACCCACGCUACCUCAUUGGCUCCGGAGACAACCCCACCGUGCUGCAGGAGGGCUGCAGGUAUAACGUGAUGCACGUAGCAGCGAAGGAGAAUCAGGCGGGCGUGGCACAGCUGCUGCUCGACACGCUGGAGAAUCCGGACUUCAUGCGGCUCAUGUAUCCUGAUGAUACGGAGAGCAUGCUGCACCAGCGCAUCCACUACAUCGUGGACCUGUACCUCAACACGCCCGAUAAAGCCUGCUUCGAGACGCCGCUACACUUUGCGUGUAAGUUCGGUUGCGCGGCCGUGGUGAACGUCCUCUGCUCUCAUCCCGACAUCGACAAACACCGAAAGAACAAAUACGACCAGGAACCCUGCGAGAUCAUUUGUGAGCGAAUGAAGGAAAAGAACAAAAUCCCAGAAAUCAAGCAGAAGAUUAUGGAGUACCUCGAAGACCGGUGUUACGUGCCCCUCCUCCGAGCAGCUGAUAACUCCACCCAGCCUGUGAUUGGCGCUCCCUGGUCACCUGAGCCGAUGGAAAAGCGCUCGCCGCGAUUACCCAGAAGCCCUCGAGAUCCCGUGAUGACCGUGAGGGCCUUCGCCGGCCCACUGAGCCCCUCUAAAGCAGAUGAAUUUAGGCGUGUGUGGAAGACGCCCCCUAGAGAGCGGGCGGAGCAUUUCCACCAUAUCCUCAAAUCAGAUCCGGAGCGUGGAGCAGAGCGAGUGGGCAGAGACCUGGCGCGUGAGCUGGGUCACCCCUGGGCUGAACACUGGGAUUUUCUGGACAGUUUUGUGGACUUGUCGUCAGUAGAGGGUCUGCAGCGUCUGGAGGAGUUUCUGAGCAAGAAGGACUUCACUGAGCGCGCUCGAGACCAGGCUGGAGAACUCAAUAACAGCAACAAGUUCAGAACUCCUUCCCCAGGAAAGCAGAAGUUCAGUAACUCUGUGUCGGUCGGUGCGUUCCUGGAUGACGCGGAUAUCUCACUGGAGGAGAUUAAGAACCGACAGAACGCAGCGCUCACCAGCAUUUCCUCCUCCUCCUCCACCUCCUGCUGCUCUAAAGAUGACCUGGGUGGGCGGGGCUUCCACAUCUUGCCUGUCUCACAAGACUCCGCCCUCAUCGAGCCACGAAAUCCCGCCUCUUCCUGCCCGCCAUCGCCCAUCUCUAACCUGAUGGUGGAGUUUGAGCGUAUGACUCUGCGUGACCACCCAGAUAGAGCUGAACAGGAAGGGGCGGAGCUUUCGAGCAUGAGUUCAGACGAGUAUUUCCUGGCACAGGAGAGCCUGGAGGGGGAGGAGCAGAGAGCGAGGACUCGAAUGGGAUCAAACGGUGAGCGACUGAUCUGUUCACGCUCCAGGUCAUGGGAUCACGGAAGCUCCGCCUCCUCCUCCACCUCUGGAUCUUACAGAUCAUUGGACCGUUCAAAUGACCUCAUCUUGACCACACCCCCUCGAGUCAGGAAAGGGCUGUUCAUUGAGGGAGACGCUCCCUCCAGACUGGACCGUGAGGUUUUCGCCGCGGUGGGAGGAGCCGAAAUCGACCCGCUCAAAUAUCCCAGCAUUCACAAGUGGAAAAGCACCAUCGAGUCGUACACCAGUGCCGAGAUGCAGAGUUGGCAGACUCCGGCUGUGUUAAAGUCUCAGUCCAGGCUCCAGUGUCUGACUCCCGGUUCUCCUGUGAGCCGCUACAGUCCGGCCCGACACACCCACUCGCCAGACUACACCAGUCCUGGACGCUACAGCCCCGCCCAUGCCAGUUACAUCCAGCGCAUUCGCCUCAAGCACUUCGGAGACUCGCCCAUUUAACAAAUGCUUGGCGUGGACUCGGUGUCUCGGCGUCCGUCCGUCCGUCUCAGACACGUGGAGCUCCACCGCUGCUGCAGAACUUUACUGAGGAAAACCAUUAGCAUCAACUGAACUGGUACGCUGUAGUGUAUAUUUUUAAACAGUUGUCCUUUUCUUAUAUAUAUAUGUGUGUGUGUGUGUGGCUGUGGAUUUGUAUCUGUAAUUAUUUAAUGGGUGACGCAGAAAUAUUUAAAUUCGCGCGGUACUCUGAGUGUUUGAGAAAACUAGCUGAUUAAAGAAAGCCGAUGAAUUAUUCAUGUGGUGUAACUCAGUAGCACAACGCUGUAGUGAAGAGUCGGGGACCGUCUGGGCUGCCCGCCCGCCCGCCCGCCCGUUCCCUCACAGCGCCUCCUGCUGGUCUGUAACUGGAAUACUGUCUUAUCUGGAAGAAACGUUUCACUUCUGUUUUUUUUUUCAUUUCAGUAAUAAAUCUGUUACGUACUCGUCAGCGUGGUUUAUUUUGGCACUUGCAGUUCUCAGAACACACAGUACAGAGGAUCGUUUCCACCGCACAUCACGCACAAUGUUAUUGUGGAGAGGUGUAGCCUGUGGUAAGGGGCGGGGCUACCAAAACCAGCACAUUCUUACUUCGGGGUACGAAUAGCACAAUAAAUCCCACACCAGUGACCUUUUUUUUUUUUUUUUAAACAGUAGGCCACGUCUAAUCCCAUCACACACGAGAAGCGCAUUUUUAAUUGCAGUUUAUUUUGAUGAUUUUAGGUGUGGUCCUGAGUUUCUUUAGUGCCUUUUGAUGUUGAACACACACUCUGAGCAUAUCUCUGCGGAGAGAGAAUUACAGUAGAGGCUGUAGCGAAGGUGUGUGUGAGAGACGCUUGUUAUUUUUAUUCUCGUGUGUUCUCGCCCUGUUGCAUGACUCAGUCCUGUUUUAUUUCCUGGCAGAGGAGAAACGUUCAUUAAUGUAUUGCUGAGAAACAGAAAUAAAGUGCACAGCAUCUCUACAA